Molecule: messenger RNA, 2228 nt
Organism: Leptidea sinapis
Lineage: Eukaryota; Metazoa; Arthropoda; Insecta; Lepidoptera; Pieridae
Gene: Coa8
Product: COA8 family protein CG14806, mitochondrial
Exons: 2
Coding region: 141-641 (166 amino acids)
Biological process (GO): intrinsic apoptotic signaling pathway
Cellular component (GO): mitochondrion
Source: RefSeq, a predicted model, not a curated record
GGUGAUUGGUAUAAAUAAUUAUUUGAGAUGAAGAGAAUUAAUUAUUAAAUUAUGUUAUUGUUACAUAAAAUUGCCCAAUACGUAUUACUUGUGUUAUCAAAUUAAAUCCACGGUAUUAAGCAUUACAUUCAUUAAAAUUUAUGUCACAUAUAGUAAAUAAUAUGGCCAUACACCAAAUCAGAGGGUAUAGACGUGCACUGCACAGAUUUUACACAACAGAAAAGAACUCAUCUCAGCAAAUACCGUAUGAAAAUAAAAUAUCCAGCGAUAUGAUUGGCCCUCCAGACCCUGUUUCAAAUCUUAGAAAAAUAAUAUUUCGAAAGCCACAUAACGAGAGUGAUCUAGAACGAAAAUAUAGAAAAUUGAGGGCAGAGGUUCAGGACUGGAACCAUGAUUUCUGGACGCAACACAAUUCAAGGUUCUUCCAGGAGCGGGAACAGUAUCUGAAAAACAAUCUUCCAGAAGGCAAGACCAAUCUUACAGCCGAUGAAAUGAGUGUUUUCUACAAAGCAUUCCUUGACAAGAACUGGAGAGUGCACAUAAAUUACAAUAUUGAGUGGUACAAGAAAAAUAUAACUAUAUUGGGACUUGCAAUGAGAUUGAAAUUAAGGAAACUGUUUAGAGUGAAUGCUAAGACAUAGAGCAACUGUUAGCCUUAUAUCUAGAAUAUUAGUAUUAUAUUAGUAUUACAAUAUUGGAUAUACUCAUAUUUGCAUCUCAUAAGGUAUAUGUUGUUACAAGAGCUACAUAGCUAAUUAUUUUUUCCUUGUGACAUUCAUGAAUUGACACAUUUGAAGGGGUUUUUGGAAGAACAACCAUGGUCAAGUUUAGCAAACUUUACAGGAGAAGAAAAAAACAUUUAUUUAAUUAACCAUUAAUAUAUUACUACAAAAUAGUAACCAGUAUUAAAAGUUAGAGGAACAAAUACUUAUUAAAACUGCAAUAGUCUUAUAUAUUCUUAUAUUUCUAUGAAAAACAUACAAAAUACACAUGGACAAAGUCAGUUUUUCCAGAUAAUGUUACAAAUAAAUUGACAUGGGUUACUUUUUCACAAAAAUUAAGUAAAACUUUUACUUUUGCCAAAGAUUACUUUUGUCUUGUUUUUGUAUUAAUAUUACAUAUUAAUAAAAUAUAAAUUAGUAGGUAAAUUAUUCACAGCCAUCACUGUUAUCAUCUUCAUCAACUUCAGCAAGAUUAUCACCAAUAUCAAAGUUUGCAUCACUACAAAUUCCAUGAUAAUAAGCACGGUUCUCUGGCUUUGUUAAAAAUUUACUAAGAGAUAGUAAAUUUUGUACCUUAGCAGCAUUCAUCUUAAUAGGCUCUUGAUAAAGUGGAUUGAUCACAAAAUCAUCUGGUAACCUACAUUUUCUUCGGAUAUCAUUACAUGUUGCAGGCCCAGUAAAAGAAUCUUUUGUUUUUAUAUAUUGGUAUUUUUCACUAGUUUUAAUAAUACAUACUUGUCUUAAUUUCAAAGCAGGUUUUGGGACUUUGAGAAAAUAGGGACUUACUGCCUCUUUUAUGUUAAAAAACAUAUCUUGUUCAACGGGUAUUACCUUGAAGGGAGAAGGAUGUUUUCUAGAAUCUUUGAUUAUGUUAUCCCAAUCACUUGGAAGUUCUGGAGAAAAUAAUGCCUUCUUCUUUCCAAUGAGGGUAAAAUCAGAAUCAUUUGGGAGGUAAGUAUGUCCCCUUAUUGGAAACACGUGCAAAACUGUCUUGAAUAUUUUUAACACAUGUACUAAAAAAUACUCGAAAUACACCAUUACAUGAUUUUUAUUCUGCCCACUGCAACCAUCACUUACCAAUAUCAGAGUAUCAGAUGUAAUUUCUUUGUUGUUUAAAUAAUGCAGGAGUAAGGAUGUCACAUCUGAUGCUCCUUUCUUUGCAGUAGUCUCUGUGUAACAAUACAUAUAAGCAUCAUUAUUAGCCAAGUCGUGAAUCCCAAAUAUGUAGUACCACAUCUGCCUUGAAUAGAAGACUUCAUUGGUCUUAAUGUGUGGCAACGGUAAAUUUUGCAUAAAAUCAAAAGAUAGUAACAUACAUUCACCUCGUUUUGCCUUACGUGUGUACAGAGACUUAAGUUCACGAAACUUUGUAGCUUUUAAUAAAUUUAGCUUUUUUUGGUUCACAAAUUCUGUUUUUUUGGUUUCGUCAGAGCAGCUCUUUAUUUUUAAUGAUAGUUGGUCACAGAUACUACAAGUAUCUGAUCGUGGUAGGCCAAAUUUAAUGGU